AAGCCCGAGGAAAGUUGCUCCCGGUGGCAGCAGCGUCAGAAGGGGGAUGGUGCCAGCUGCCUUCCAGCCGGGGCUGGCUCUGAGCUCCCCCAGCCGGCGGCGGCUGCUGUGCCGGGGCUGCUCCGCCUAAGCCAGCCCCGCUGCGGAGUGCGCGGGGAGGGGAACGGAGCAGCCGGGGAGCCGCGGAGAUCCAGAGCGAUGCUGGAGACUGGCUGGCUGCGAGGCAGCCUCGCCUCCGGAGCUGCUGCUCGCUUGGGCUGCUGAACGCCGGGCGAACGCGUCCGUCCCCUGCCGUGGGGGCGCCGCCGCUGCGAGAUGGGAAGCGACUGCCCGGGGCUCGGCGCUGGAAAUGUAACGCAGAGGAGCUGCUUCCACUAACAGAUCGCUGACCUUUGAGCCCGGGUUGGCCUGUGGCCCCGCCGGCAGCGGUACACCCCGAGCCUGCUGGACCACCCCUCUGGUGUCCCUAUGGAAGCAGCUGUUUCUAUCUGAGAUUAGGACCAUAUGCAGAAGUUGAGGAGGGGGAUGGCUUGUCCUAUUCAUGAAGCCUGUAUACUUCUGUUACUAAUACUUGGGUUGGUCACCCCAGCUGCCAUCAAUCAUGAAGACUAUCCUGCUGAUGAAGGCGACCAGACUUCAAGUAAUGACAAUCUGAUCUUUGAUGACUAUCGAGGGAAAGGCUGUGUGGAUGACAGUGGCUUUGUAUACAAACUGGGAGAACGUUUUUUCCCAGGGCAUUCCAACUGUCCUUGUGUCUGUACUGAGGAUGGACCUGUUUGUGACCAACCAGAAUGCCCUAAAAUCCACCCAAAGUGUACUAAAGUGGAACACAAUGGAUGCUGCCCAGAGUGCAAAGAAGUGAAAAACUUUUGUGAAUAUCAUGGGAAAAAUUACAAAAUCUUGGAGGAAUUUAAGCCCUCUCCAUGUGAAUGGUGUCGCUGUGAGCCCAGCAAUGAAGUUCACUGUGUUGUAGCAGACUGCGCAGUUCCUGAGUGUGUCAACCCAGUCUAUGAACCAGAACAGUGUUGUCCUGUCUGCAAAAAUGAUGGGAGUGAUUCCAAGUAGCAACUGAAACUGAACUGGAGAAUCCUAGAGGAAACUUCAGCCUUUGUGUUUCAUGCAACUUCUUGCAUAACGAGACAGACUUCCGUCUGAAGCUUUGGCAAGGUUUAUGGGAAUAUACAUCAGAUAUCCAUUAACAGUUUGUGACAAUCUUUAACAGUAAAUUCAAUCACCUCUCACACAAACACCUGAAUAAGUGCACACUGAAGUAUUAAAUCUCUUAUCCACGCAUGUAGCAGAGGGCAGUGGUAUAAAAGAUUGUUCUCAAAAAAAUCAGAUAGCUACCAGCUGUUCUUGGUUGAGUCUGCCUCUUC
This is a messenger RNA of Gopherus flavomarginatus (Mexican gopher tortoise), 1376 nucleotides long. It is a transcript of the gene VWC2L, whose product is annotated as von Willebrand factor C domain containing 2 like. Gene Ontology annotation, cellular component: AMPA glutamate receptor complex. The coding region runs from base 505 to 1065 and encodes 186 amino acids. The transcript is spliced from 4 exons. Gene Ontology annotation, biological process: negative regulation of BMP signaling pathway. Gene Ontology annotation, molecular function: protein binding. The record is from RefSeq and is a predicted model, not a curated record. Lineage: Eukaryota; Metazoa; Chordata; Testudines; Testudinidae.